AUGCCUGCGUUGGAGGUGAUCUGCAGCCUGAUUGGCUGGCUGUGCCUCUACCUGUUGUUCUGCUCCACCUUCUCUCACCGAGGGCCCGAGUGGAACUGCCGCUUGGUCACCUUGACCCAUGGCGUCAUCAUAGUGCUGCUGACGGCAUACGUUGUGUUUGUUGACGGUCCCUGGCCCUUCACACAUGCAGGUACAGAAAACACUGACCUCCAGAUAUUUGCCCUGGCAGUCUGCCUCGGCUACUUCUUCUUUGACCUGGGUUGGUGCGUGUGCUACCGGAGCGAGGGCCCAGUCAUGCUGGCGCAUCACGCCGCCAGCAUCGUGGGCAUCCUCCUGGCGCUGCUGAUGGGCGUGUCGGGCUGUGAGACCUGCGGGGUGAUCUUCGGCAGCGAGAUCACCAACCCGCUGCUGCAGAGCCGCUGGUUCCUCCGCCAGCUGGGACUCUACGACAGCCUGCUGGGCGACGCCGUGGACCUGCUCUUCAUCCUGCUGUUCGCCACGGUGCGCGUCGGCCUGGGGACCGUCAUGUUUUAUUGCGAGCUCACUUCGCCCAGGACUUUGCUGAUAAUGAAGCUUGGCGGCGUGGUCAUGUAUCUGCUGGCCUGGGUGUUCAUGGUGGACAUCGCCAGGUUCGGCUACAAGAAGACCAGGGCCAAAUACAGGAAGUGGAUGGUGAACCGCGAGCUCAAAGAGACAAGCGAAGAAAAACCAGUUGGGCACGAAGAGUGAUUGAGAAGACUAACUCAACCGCUUUCACAUGUU
Messenger RNA from Xiphophorus maculatus (southern platyfish), 762 nucleotides. Its product is annotated as transmembrane protein 136-like. Lineage: Eukaryota; Metazoa; Chordata; Actinopteri; Cyprinodontiformes; Poeciliidae. Gene Ontology annotation, cellular component: membrane. The record is from RefSeq and is a predicted model, not a curated record. The transcript has 2 exons. Bases 1 to 729 code for a protein of 242 amino acids.